AUGGACGGAGAUCUGAAUAAUGAUCUGUUGGGAUCAGAUGGAAUCACUUACUCACUACAAGAUAACGUGACAUUUGCAAAGACAUGGCGAAUCACACAAACAUUUAGUGGCUCUGGUUUGAAUGGCACGUGGUCUUGGUCUCACUCCAACUUUCACAAAGACGAUGUGAUGGAUAUCUCCUACACCGAUCCUACAUUUGUACCACUAUACAGCAUUGCAGACUUGCAACCAUCUCUCAGACAAAUGGCCAUAUCGGUGUGCAGUCAACUGAAUCUAACGGGAAUAAAACUGAACGAGUGCAUAUUUGAUGUAGCGAUCACUAACGACACAUCCCUUGCCGAACAGGAAGCAUUCAAGAUUGGUAAUAUUCAUCUGAAGGGUGAUGUCCAACUCAAUGUUCUGGCAAAGGUCGUUGUGUUAACAACACUUGUGUGUGUGUUUCAGGAUGGUUUGGAGACGAUUGUAGUCGAGGUUAUUGUUUCUGUGUUUGUGAAUGGGGACUGUGCGUCCGGAUUCUGUCGCUGUCAUUUUGGAUGGGAUGGACCGUUCUGUGAAAGGCCUGCUACUUGCUUUGGUGUAUCAAACUGUACUAGUGCUUCUCAUGGACUGUGCAAGUCGGACGAUGUGUGUGAAUGUACACCAGGUUAUAUUGGUGAGGCGUGCAAUGAGAGCGCGCGUUGUGAUAACGUGAACCAUUGUUCUAAUCAUGGCGUGUGUGUCGAUCAUGAUAAGUGUGAGUGUGAGUUGGGAUGGGCUGGUAUUAACUGCACUCUCUACUCGUGCGAACUCAACGGAUACUGCAGCGGCCACGGUCGAUGCGUCGAUUUUGAUGUGUGUCAGUGUGAUGUGGGAUGGGCUGGUGGUAGCUGCACCACUCCUCUCUGUAACGGUGUAGACGAGUGUUCUCGUAACGGCGAAUGCGUGUCACAUAACGUUUGCCAGUGCUACGAUGGAUAUUUGGGUAGCAAUUGUGCCGUUGCCGACGUUUGUCCUGAAGUGAACGAUUGUUCUGGUAACGGAGUGUGCCUUUCGAAAACAAAGUGCAGAUGUUACUCUGGCUAUUCUGGUAAAAAUUGCAGUCAAGCGCAGUGCAAGGGAAGGAACGAUUGUUCCGGUCACGGCAAAUGCGUUGAAGUGGAUCUGUGUGAAUGUGAGUUUGGAUACACCGACUCGAACUGCAGUUCCUACUCGUGCGAGACACAUAACUUCUGCUCAGGUCAUGGAACGUGUCCAUCGUUUGACCGAUGUUUGUGUCAAAUCCAUUGGAACGGUGUAGCUUGUGACAUUCCCGAUUGCUCCAACGUGGACAAUUGUACCGACGUUUCUCACGGUACCUGCAUUGCUCCUAAUACGUGCUUAUGUGAGGCGCAGUAUGAUGGAGACAGUUGUAAUGAAACAGCAGAAAGCAACGCCAACCCACCAGUAUUUGCAACAUCAAAAGUCAGUCUGAUAGCUGCGACCACCAGUCGCGUGGGAUCGACAAUUUUGAGUGUAUUUGCUACCGAUGGUGACCGCGGUAAAAACGGACACUUAUGUUACUCUCUCACCAGCACUAACAAUAACCAUACAUAUUUUCGAUUAAAUGGUAGCUCGGCUGAUAUCAUUCUAUCAAAGUCACUCGAGUAUUUAACUGGAUCUCUAUUGACUUUCAAUGUCAUUGCUACUGAUGGUGGCGUGCCGAGUCUAACAGGAUCUGUAAACAUUGAAGUAUUCGUAGUGAAGCCCAAUCAACAUUGUCCCGUCUUCAAAAAUCUUCCCAAAGUCGUUCAUGUUCCGGAGAGUGCUGGGAUCGGAUAUGUGAUAGCUGACGUAACGGCAACCGACGACGACGGUACGGAUUCGGUCAAUGGUGUCGUCAGCUAUUCGUUGGAAACGACUAAUGCAAACACCAUCGCUACGCAAAACCAACUGUCGAGCGAUGUGGACGCGUUUUCAAUAAAUACGAACUCUGGAAGGAUAACAUCCCGUCGUCCACUGUCAGACGAUACGUAUAGUGUGAUAGCAGUGGCGUCAGACCAGGCCAGUCCACCUUGCAGCUCUACAGCUACUCUUCAAGUUAAUGUACUCUCCUCUAAUACUCCUCCUCUCUGUGAACCAUCUAACGUCGCCACAUCUCUUCCCUACACUACAGCAGUCGGUUCGAAUGUUUUGCGUUUGGAUGCCGUAGACAACGAUAACGGGACGGAUGGAAAUCUGACCUUCUCUUAUUCUAACUUUCAAUCACUUUUCUUGCACAAUGUAUCACCAUUGGCACUGAUGCAACGUAACAAGACAGCAUACUUUCAGCUUUCCAAUCCACUCCGCUCACUUGCCGACAGCAAUUCCAAAUCUUACGAUCUCUCGUUUUUGGUAAGCGUGACAGACGCUGCUCGUCGUCCCAGAUCGUGCACUUUUGCAGUCACUGUUAUCGUUACGCAUCCAUUUCAGUUUAGACACACUUCGCUAUCGUCUAGCAUCAACGAAAAUACCGACAAAGGAGUUCCAUUGAUAUUAACCCCAUCUCUAGAACUGAUGACGAACUUGAGUGGAAUUAUAUACAAUCUGCACAAUGCAGAUCAGUUACCGUUUUCUAUCGACCCAAAUACAGGAACUGUGACCGUUUCUGGAUCAAUCGAUUACGAAGCAAUCUCUUAUUACGAUAUCGCCAUAGUGGCUGGCACCUCCGUUGACCCUCAAGCUUUUUCUGUUGCUCACGUCGACAUCACAGUAAUAGACGAAAAUGACAAUCCUCCUCGUUUUCCAUUUUCACAUUACAACGUCUACGUAAAAGAAGACGUGGCCAAAGACGUAACACUUUUGUCUCUUUCAGCGAUUGAUGCAGAUUCAACAGGAGGACCGGUCGUGUAUUCACUGACUUCGCAGUCACCAUCCAAAGGAGACCAACAUUUUGUGGUAACAACGACCGUCAAUGGAAUCACGAUUGAUGUAGCAGAUAACGCCAAUCUAGAUUACAAAAUUACAAACAGAUACCAACUUGUAAUCAAAACGUGGGACCGCGCAAAUCCUCGCUUGUUCAGUGAAGCGUCCGUCACAAUUCACAUAGAAGAAGGAGACUUCCCAAGUCCGGCUUUCCAACGACGCUCAUACGACGGUUGGGUGCAAGAACACACAGCCACCGGAAAGAUUGUGUUGACUAUACCAGCUCUAGUCAAUGGCAAGAUAGGCAAUCGAGUCACCUAUUCGAUAACAAACCAGAUGUCCGACGCAUUGCCCAUCUCCGCAUUCGACGUGUCUGCUAACGGCUCCAUUGUCGUAUCUAAUUCGUCUCUUCUUGAUUACGAGACUCUUCAUCAGAUCAGCUUCACACUUGUCGCUACGGUUACUAAACCUCGUCUACGCACAGCUCAAACGACCGUCAUUGUGCAACUCGAAGAUGUUAAUGACAACCGACCCCAAUUUGACAAAAAUGAGUAUGAAGGUGAUGUUGUUCUCGACGCUGCCAUUGGGUUCACUCUAGCAAAUGUGACUGCUCAAGAUGCUGACUUGGGCUUGAAUGGCCAUAUUUCCUACGGUAUCGAGUCUGGAAAUGACGACGGAAUGUUUUCCAUCAACGCGAUGGGCAAAGUUCAGUUGGCCCGAUCGCUGAACGAGAGCGGCCUCGACAGAUACACGAUCACAAUUGUAGCUCGUGACCACGGACAGCCACCUCUAUCGUCUACAGCCACCGUCUACAUUACCGUCCUCUGUUCGUCAAUGGGAAUAUGCCCACAAAUGCCACCCGUCGAUAGCAGUACUACAGAUGUCCCGGUUGGAGUGAUCGCUGGAAGUGCAAUCGGCUGUGUUGCCAUCAUCGUCCUUAUCAUUGUGAUUGUACUCGUACUGAAAAAGAAAAGAAAACAACCACCACCCAACCAAGAGUGGACGGCGAGUGUGCCAAAUCCAAUGUAUAAUGAUUUGGCAGACAUUUCAACCGAGAUGUUCCACAGUCCCGCAAGCACCGGUGAUAAGUCAAGCUACGAGACGGUGCACUAAUAAAUGUGUACUAGCUCUUCAACAAAAUAGGGAGCUGCGGGACAAACCAAACUGUAACAGUAUAUCUAGCUAAUGGUUGCAUAUCGCCUAGUCUGUUGUUGCGUAGUCGCCUUAAUUUUGCUGCUGUUGUGCUGAUUGCAUGCAGGCACACAUUGCUAACAAGCUGGUCUAGUAAUAGAAGUGAUUCUAUAGUUAGAUGUGCUGAAAUGUGAA
Molecule: messenger RNA, 4185 nt
Organism: Corticium candelabrum
Lineage: Eukaryota; Metazoa; Porifera; Homoscleromorpha; Homosclerophorida; Plakinidae
Product: cadherin EGF LAG seven-pass G-type receptor 3-like
Exons: 11
Coding region: 1-3972 (1323 amino acids)
Biological process (GO): homophilic cell-cell adhesion
Cellular component (GO): catenin complex; plasma membrane
Molecular function (GO): cadherin binding; calcium ion binding
Source: RefSeq, a predicted model, not a curated record